This is a messenger RNA of Necator americanus (New World hookworm), 405 nucleotides long. RefSeq lists its product as uncharacterized. The coding region runs from base 1 to 405 and encodes 134 amino acids. NCBI's taxonomy places the organism in Eukaryota, Metazoa, Nematoda, Chromadorea, Rhabditida, Ancylostomatidae. The transcript is spliced from 2 exons. The record is from RefSeq and is a predicted model, not a curated record.
AUGAAACAUGGCUGGAAAGCGCAAGCCGACGUAGACAGUGCUGUAUGUGCUGAAAUACCAGACAGAGAGGAAGAAUCGGAGGCGUAUGAAGCAGUCACCACGUACAUGAUCCACAGGAAAUGCGGCGCUGAUGAUACUCAUUCACCAUGUAUGCGUGAUGGAAGGCAGCUAAGUAAUGUCGCCUUGGAACGGCUAUGCACAUUCUGUCAACAGGAUGAGCGCGUCUACAAAAGCGUUAACGAGGCACUGUAUUAUGAAGGAAGCUCGGAUGAGCUGCUGGAGUACCUAAACACGUUGGAACCAACUGGAAUGCCACCUCAAGAGCUACUUCUGAAGAAAGGUGCAGUCGUCAUGCUUCUGCGCAAUCUUGACGUUGUCAGCGGUCUCUGCAACGGGACACAAUGA